This is a messenger RNA of Schistocerca piceifrons (Central American locust), 2538 nucleotides long. RefSeq lists its product as uncharacterized. The record is from RefSeq and is a predicted model, not a curated record. NCBI's taxonomy places the organism in Eukaryota, Metazoa, Arthropoda, Insecta, Orthoptera, Acrididae. The transcript has 18 exons. Bases 107 to 1888 code for a protein of 593 amino acids.
UCUUAAUUAUCAAGCUUACGUCAGUUGCGUGGCAACACUGAUAAUUAACUCAGUGUUGCUAGCACCAGUUUUACUGUUUAUAAAAGAGGAAGAACAGUGGAUCACCAUGUUGGAAGCAGAGGCACCGCAAAGUUCGAGUACCGGAGAGUCGCUAUUGACUGAGAAUGCCAGACUGGAGAACAAGGUGGCACAGCUCAGCAGGGAGAAGGAGGAGCUGCUGCGCAAGGUGGCCCACUACGAGGAGUACACCAAGCGCCUGUGCACAAUGCUGAGGAAGCUGAAGGGCUCGAUAGACGGCCUCGCAGGCCAGAGUGCGUUGAUCGGUGAAGCCCUGUCGUACAGCUGCGAGGCCGAGAACAGUGAGCAGAAUGAAGAAAAUGUCGUCCCCGAACAGCCGCAGAUCCAGGCAAAGAAACAAAUGCAGACAGCUUCUGUUCUGCCCAUGGUUCGUGGGUUUCCCAUAAGGCGCAUAAUUGUGCCACUGCAGAGGUUAAAUAUCAAUUCCCACAGGCACCGGCCAAACAGAAUUCAUGGGCACAGGAGAGAGCCGUGGUGGCGCGAGACAGAGCCGGAGACACCGGAGCCGCUGCAGGAGACGCACCCCCACCGGCCAGGCCACGGCCAGCGGGUGCCGGUGCGGCGGCUGCAGAGGGUGGAGCGGCGCCCACACCGUGCUGUCGUCCGGCCACGGUCCCGGCCCGGUGCGCGCAGGCGGCAGGAGGCUGCCGUCGUGGAGCGGGCCGGCGCGCAGAACCGGAGGGGCGGUUCAUCUCACCAGAUGCUGCAGGCAGUUGUUUUGCUGCAGCGGCUGUCCUUAACACAGCACCAGCAGCAGCAACAGCAGAGAAGGGAGCAGGAAUCUCAGCCCUCACAAGCAGAUGGCGUACGCACGCCAGUUGUAAUGCUGAGAGACAUCUCGACAACUGUGCAGGUUGGGGAUAGGGUGACUCCGAAACUGGAGGAACCUGCAGCAGCAACCAGUGUAAAGAUGAGGCCCACAGAGGGGAGUACCGCUGACCCGUCAGUCCGAGAGGAGGGCGACGGAGCGGGUCUGGACGUUGCCCGAGCAGGGCCGUCGGGCUGGGCAGGUGUCGUGCUGCCUGCCCCUGCAGAAGCUGACACGGUAGCUGUGGCCGGUGAGGUCGCCGGUGGCUCGCAGUCGGAAGAUAUCGGUGCAGCUCCAUCAGAUGGGCCAGAGGCUGAAGUGGGACCCUGCCAGGAACUGCCCCCUGUUCUCACACCUGCUGAACAAGGAGAAUUCACAGUGAGUGCGGAAGAAGCAGUGGGUGAGAAAGCCGCCGAGCCACCACCGCCUCCCCUCUCUCCGUCUCCACUGUGUGGCGGUGGACACCCAGCUGGGUCUGCGGCCGAUGAAGGGGCGGCUCCUGAGGACGGAGGUGGAGCUCUGCUGCCUCCCAAGACAAUUCUGUCAGAGAUGGAAGCAAUGCCAAGCAGUGAAACUGAAACAGGUGUUGACGCAAGUGCAUCUGACACUUUAGUUGCCCAGCCAGAGCCUGCUCAUCUGCAUAAUGGUGAUACAACCACAUCGGGACAGAAUGAGGUGUCGCCACCAGAAUUGUCGGGAGCCUGUUCACGUACCUCUUCUGACACUCUCUCUUCUGAAGGCAGUGGAGCACUCUCUCCGAGGCCCCUGGCCCCGCAGAAUAAGGAAGAGCCAUCAGAUCCAGUUUCUACACCAUCCAGCAGCCGCAAAAGGAAGGCGUCUGCCUCUGUGGACAGCCCUGAAAAGUGUAAUGGGUCACCUCGGUCUGAUGUGGAAAGAGAACAGUCACCGCAUUCUGAAACUGAACAGGGUUCCCGCCCCAGGAGAAGAUGUGCAAUCAGGACAAACUAUGCUCUUUUUUUUGCAGGAUGGAAUGCUGAUUAAAACAACAAAGGAAGAACACAGUUUUAGCAAGAAACUAUAUUACUGUCUGAUACAUAUAACUGGAACUGUACAGUAUUAAAUAUAUGAGCAAAUGCUUAAUGUACUUAUUAUAAUUUUUGAUCUGGUGGAGAAUGCGUGUGCACCAAUGAAAUUCAGAUUAUUAAAAAUGUUUAGUAUGGUGCAAAACAUGUACUGCUUUUCAUGAAAUUGUUGAUUUGCUUGGGCAGCUUAGAACGUGCUUUAAUAUAAAUGAAAAGUUACAUAGUGCCAUAUAAGAUAACAAAUGGCAAAGACACAUUAUAUAGCUUUUUUUUGUGUAGGGUAUGCAAACCCAGAGUCAUCGUGACCCUCAAGUAAGGGAGAAAGAAACCUUUCUGAAAACUCCUGCUUAACAGGCAGUAAUAGUAUCACGUAUGUUGGUUACUUCUCUUUAUUUUUAUGUCAUCGAUUAAUAUUAAAUAUUAUGUGGCAUCAGAAAUGAAAUUAAUGUGCAUUGUUACUUCAUUACCAGAAACUGAAAAUAUUUAUAUAAUUAUGAGAAUAUUUUGAGCUCUUUUGUUUUUUUUAUACUCUUAAAAAGUUGAGAAUUGUGAAGCACUUUUGUAAUUACUGUUACAAACAAGUAGAGUAAAGAAAGCUUUUAUUUGCAC